Molecule: messenger RNA, 697 nt
Organism: Phacochoerus africanus (Common warthog)
Lineage: Eukaryota; Metazoa; Chordata; Mammalia; Artiodactyla; Suidae
Gene: SYNJ2BP
Product: synaptojanin 2 binding protein
Exons: 4
Coding region: 125-562 (145 amino acids)
Molecular function (GO): protein binding
Source: RefSeq, a predicted model, not a curated record
CCCCAGGGCUGCUGAAACCGAAAGUGCUGGGCUUCUGGCGCUAGACGCCAGACCCCCGGGCGGAUUUUUAUCUCCCUUGCCGCGAGCUGUUGCUGCUUCAAGUUGGGAAGCCAAACAGUAAAAUAUGAACGGAAGAGUGGAUUAUUUGGUUACUGAGGAAGAAAUCAGUCUCACCAGAGGACCCUCAGGUCUGGGCUUCAACAUCGUCGGUGGGACAGAUCAGCAGUAUGUCUCCAAUGACAGUGGCAUCUUCGUCAGCCGCAUCAAAGAGAAUGGGGCUGCAGCCCUGGAUGGGCGGCUCCAGGAGGGUGAUAAGAUCCUCUCGGUAAAUGGCCAAGACCUAAAGAACCUGCUGCACCAGGAUGCUGUAGACCUCUUUCGUAAUGCAGGCUACACUGUGUCCCUGAGAGUGCAGCACAGGUCACAGGUGCAGAAUGGGCCUGUGGGACAUCAAGGUGAUGGGGAACCAAGUGGUAUUCCCAUAACUGUGGUGCUGGUGCCAGUGUUUGCCCUCAUCAUGGUAGCAGCCUGGGCCUUCAUGAGAUACCGCCAUCAACCUUGAAAAGCUCGCUUUCUUCCAGUGCUCCCAAAGAAGAACACACAUCCCUUUCUCUGACCUUCCUCCCCUGCCGUUCUCCCGUAACUUUCCCUUCCCCACAUGGCCAACUCAUGAUUUAAAGAGACUGUUACCCAACCA